Nannospalax galili (Upper Galilee mountains blind mole rat) is the source of this 4308-nucleotide messenger RNA. It is a transcript of the gene Azin1, whose product is annotated as antizyme inhibitor 1. Gene Ontology annotation, biological process: negative regulation of protein catabolic process; positive regulation of polyamine transmembrane transport. Lineage: Eukaryota; Metazoa; Chordata; Mammalia; Rodentia; Spalacidae. Gene Ontology annotation, cellular component: cytoplasm. Gene Ontology annotation, molecular function: ornithine decarboxylase activity; ornithine decarboxylase activator activity. The coding region runs from base 765 to 2111 and encodes 448 amino acids. The transcript is spliced from 13 exons. The record is from RefSeq and is a predicted model, not a curated record.
AUACUGGCGGCGCCGGCGCCGCCUUCCCACACUCUGGCUCGUCUGUCGGCUGCGGUGUUUCCUUUUCUCCCUGUCGGUCGUCGCGUUCUCUGCCUCUUCUCACCCUUCUUGCUCUGCUUCUCUGCGGUGUGACGAGGCUGAAUCCUCUCCUCACGUAGCCCGCGCCUUUCUCCUUUUACUUGCGCCGCUCCAUUUCUCCUGUUCGGCAGCCGCCGCCACUGCUGUUCAGCUGGUGUCGGUGCCGCGCUCUUUCCCUCACGUCGUCCCCGCAGCCUAUGGCCCAGGCCGCCUUGGGUAUUUCUGCUCAAGGUAACCACAUCCCUCUUUAAAAAUUCCGCCGAAAAAGAGAAGACGCUUUACCCGACUCUUUGGGCCGUUAUCUCACGGCGAACUUUCUGACCGAGUAUACAACUACCCAGAAGGCCUAGGAGAAGUGCUGUAUAGAGAGCAGUUCGACUUCAACGCUGAGCCACCUUGGGAACCUAGCUGAUGAUAGGGGGGUUCCAUCUCCUAACUUGUCCAUGGAGGUCUUCACUUCAGAAACCCAAGACUCAUAUUCAUCCAGCUUGGUGUCAAGUGGGCUGUUGCUGCCAGAAUUAUCUUGUGAUUAUAUGAAAGAUGUAUCAGUUUCUUCUGAAGUACAAUCAACUGUAGAAGCCUCUGUAGCAGUUUGUUGCAUAUUCUAAGGACCCAGAUAUAGGCUUGGUGGCCCGUCUCUUGUUUUUCCUGGUUUAUGACUUUCGGCUUUGUGGAAUACGGCUGAGAUGAAAGGAUUUAUUGACGAUGCAAACUACUCCGUUGGCCUGUUGGAUGAAGGAACAAACCUUGGAAAUGUUAUUGAUAACUAUGUUUAUGAACAUACCCUGACAGGAAAAAAUGCAUUUUUUGUGGGGGAUCUUGGGAAAAUCGUGAGGAAGCACAGUCAGUGGCGGAAUGUAGUGGCUCAGAUAAAGCCUUUUUACAUGGUGAAGUGCAAUUCUACUCCAGCUGUGCUUGAGAUUCUGGCAGCUCUUGGAACUGGAUUUGCUUGUUCCAGCAAAAAUGAAAUGGCUCUAGUGCAAGAAUUGGGUGUGUCUCCAGAAAACAUUAUUUAUAUAAGUCCGUGUAAGCAAGUUUCUCAGAUAAAGUAUGCAGCAAAAGUUGGAGUAAAUAUCAUGACAUGCGACAAUGAAAUUGAAUUAAAGAAAAUUGCACGGAAUCACCCAAAUGCCAAGGUCUUACUACAUAUUGCAACAGAAGAUAAUAUUGGAGGUGAAGAUGGUAACAUGAAGUUUGGCACUACAUUGAAGAACUGUAGGCAUCUUUUGGAAUGUGCCAAGGAACUUGAUGUCCAAAUAAUUGGAGUUAAAUUUCAUGUUUCAAGUACUUGCAAAGAAUCUCAAGUGUAUGUACAUGCUCUGUCUGAUGCUCGAUGUGUGUUUGACAUGGCUGGAGAAUUUGGCUUUACAAUGAACAUGUUAGACAUUGGUGGAGGCUUCACAGGAACUGAAUUUCAGUUGGAAGAGGUCAAUCAUGUUAUCAGUCCACUGCUGGAUAUCUACUUUCCUGAAGGCUCUGGCAUUAAGAUAAUUUCAGAACCGGGAAGCUACUAUGUAUCUUCUGCCUUUACACUUGCAGUUAAUAUUAUUGCUAAGAAAGCUGUUGAAAAUGAUAAAUUUUCCUCUGGAGUAGAAAAAAACGGGAGUGAUGAACCAGCCUUCGUAUAUUACAUGAAUGAUGGUGUUUAUGGUUCUUUUGCAAGUAAACUUUCUGAGGACUUAAAUGCCAUUCCAGAGGUUCACAAGAAAUACAAGGAAGAUGAGCCUCUGUUUACAAGCAGCCUUUGGGGUCCAUCCUGUGAUGAGCUUGAUCAAAUUGUGGAAAACUGUCUUCUUCCUGAGCUGAAUGUGGGAGAUUGGCUUAUCUUUGAUAACAUGGGAGCAGAUUCUUUCCAUGAACCAUCUGCUUUUAAUGAUUUUCAGAGGCCAGCUAUUUAUUACAUGAUGUCAUUCAGUGAUUGGUAUGAGAUGCAAGAUGCUGGGAUUACUUCAGAUACAAUGAUGAAAAACUUCUUCUUUGCACCUUCUUGCAUUCAGCUGAGCCAAGAAGACAGCUUUUCCACUGAAGCUUAAACAGGCAUUAACGCUUCUUAAGAUCUGAAGUUGCAGGUUAAGCUUGUCUGGUCUACAUUCCAGUGUGGGGAAAAAAUUCAUUCAAUCUUUAUUAAUUCUCUUGGAAACAAAUUCAUAGUAAUAACUAUUUGGGACCAGACAAUCAGCUUUCAUCUAUAAUUCAUUUGGGGGUAAAGGGAGAUUUAGAUAAUGUAUCCAGAUUUAAACUUACCAGUUUGACCUACCCCAUAAGCGUUUAAAAUAAAAUAUGCAACAAAAUGGAUGACUUAGUGGAGAUGGAAGCCCAUUAGUUGGGUUCCCCAUUAAAUCGUUUACAUACAAGUACACAGUUUUUAUAAUAAGAAUUCUUGUUAAAAGUCUUGUAAAGUUGAUGUCUUUCACCCAGAUAGAUCACAUUAGUAGAAAACCAGUGUGACUUCAUUAGAUAUGUUUAGUGUAUUUAGAAUGUGUAAAUUUGUGCUUUGAACUGUAGUUUAAUAAAUGUAAAAUUGCAUCAUAGUAUUUGUUGUAUUUGACCUAAUGUAACCCUUGUAUGAUUGCAAUAAAAUUUUGUGUAGAUUUUACUGGUUUUUUUCAGGCUAAAACUUUGGGAAAGGGGCUAGCUAGCAAAGGUAGUUUUGAAAUAGAUGUGUAUAUGGUCUGUUUUGAGGGGUAGUUUUCUUUAUAGCCCAUUUAAGUUUUACUCAGUACACUUCAGUUAUUUAAUUAGUAAUUUAAGUAAAGUGUUUGGUAAAUCAUUGUGACAUUCAGAUUCAUUAUGGAGAGUUGAUGUGCAGUAAGCAUGAUGUCUAACAAUUUUAACACCAAAAAUGUUAAUCCUGCUUAAGCCAAUUGUAAUAUUUAAUAGGUGUUUCUGUAUAGAUAGACUACAUAGACUACUUUAGUACAUCUUUGAAUCACAAAUCUUUUGGCCAACAGGGAAGAUUCUAUUAAAUACAUGGUGGGGAUAUGAAAUUGCAGAAAACUGCAGAGCAGUAAAAUUUAAAGAAGGGCUACAUCUAUACCAUAUCCAGAAAUGCCCCUUUGUACAGAAUACUUAAAUUUAAUGAGGUUUGGGGGUAAAGCACACUUAUUUCAAUUUCUCAUUUGUAGUGAUACCCAGUUGGGGUUUUGUUUUUGUUGGUUUAAACUUAGUCCCUUAGUUUUUUGUUUUUUCCCAUUUGUUCAAUUUAGUAAUUUCUUUUCAUACUAAAACUUUUUGGUAGUUGGGGAAGGGAGUUAGCAUCACUAACCUGUCAAUUUUGCCAGGGUUUGCUUUGUUCACUGCUAGUGUAUUAGAAAUCCUAGAUCUCAAUAACAAAAUAGUAAUAAGACAAACUACAGGGGUCUUUUUUUCCUAACUUACUCUAUGUUCAGAUGUGGAAUUUCUGUCCCCCAAGAGGGAAUGUGACUUCACUUUGGUGCCAAUGGGCAGAAAAUUCUACUGUGCUACAUAGAAGUUUGGAAUGCACUUAAUAGCUGGUUUUUACACCUUGAUUUUAAGGUGCAAAGAAAUUGAUCAUGAAUCUCUUAAUCUCAAUCUCAAACCAGUAGGUGCUUAAUAUUUUUGAUUUGAUUAUUGUCCAUUUGAAUAUCAUGGGUUCUAUUAAUUACAAAAAGAACUUAGGACCCCACUCCAUUGUCAUGUAGUUCUUGGACUUUUCCAAGGUAUAUAUGGGGUUUUAUGCAAAAUUCUGAGCUACCAUGUAACUGUUUUUAACUAUUACAAGGAGGGAUUGUUUCCUACCUUCUUUGUGUUAUGCAUUGUUGGGGUCCAGAAAUAAAGAUGGUACAAAAACAAACAAUCCAAAACCCUAACAAUGGAGUCUUUGGCUUGAUUAUAUAGGCUUGAGCUUCGUGGCGUAUCAAUUUUGCCAUCUGCAAAGGAGAGCUGUUGUGUGAAAAACAGCCCAGGGUUGCAAAUAAUCACAUGUGAAUGAUAAGGUAACUUUAAGAAAUAUCUGUAUUGUAUUUGAAGACUAUUUGCCAUAAAUCUGAAGUUUAAACCUAUGUAUUUCAAUUUGGUAUGCUUAAAUAAUUAAUGUAAAAUCUUUUAUAUGAUACUGUAACCUCAGUUCAAAAGUUAGCUGAAAAUAUAAAACCCAAAUGAUUUCUAUAUAUAGUAAAUUGAACUGUAAAGGUAACUUGUGUGUGAUUCUGAAUACACAGAUGCUUUACUUUGGCUUCUAUCAUGAAAUAGAUGUGAAAUUUUAUGACA